AUGUUCUCAGAGACAAUAAAGAGCAAUGAUGUGUUUACUUUUACAAUAAUAAUAUUUGUGGAAGUAGUAAUUGGAAUCUUAGGAAAUGGAUUUAUAGCACUAGUGAAUAUCAUGGACUGGACCAAGAGAAGAAGGAUCUCUUCAGUGGAUCAGAUUCUUACUGCCUUGGCCCUUACCAGACUCGUUUAUGUGUGGUCUAUGCUCAUUUACAUAUUGUUAUGCAUACUGUGCCCACAUUUGCUUAUGAGAUCAGAAAUGCUUACAGUAAUGGGUAUUACCUGGAUACUCAACAACCAUUUCAGCAUCUGGCUUGCUACAUGCCUUGGUAUCUUUUAUUUCCUCAAGAUAGCCAAUUUUUCUAAUUCUUUAUUUCUUUACCUAAAGUGGAGAGUUAAAAAAGUGGUUUUAAUGAUAAUACUGGUAUCAAUAAUUUUCUUGAUUUUAAACCUGUUUUCUCUAAGGAUGUAUGAUCAUUUAUCAAUUAAUGUUUAUGAAGGCAAUAUGUCUUAUAGUUUUAGGAAUUCACUACAAUUUCCCAGAAUUUUCUUAUUCAUCAACUCAUCUGAAGUUUUCUUAAUCAUCAACUCAUCACAUGUUUUCUUCCCCAUCAACUCCCUGUUCAUGCUCAUACCUUUCAUAGUAUCCCUGGUAGCUUUUCUCAUGCUCAUCUUCUCACUGUAUAAGCAUCACAAGAAGAUGCAGGUCAAUGCCAAACGAACUAGAGAUGCUAGUACCAUGGCCCACAUUAAAGCCUUGCAAACUGGGCUCUCCUUCCUGCUGCUGUAUGCAGUAUGCUUACUUUUUCUUGUCAUAGGAAUGUUGACCCUUGGAAUGAUGAGUGGAAAAUUAAUAAUUUUAUUUGAUCACAUUUCUGGAAUGGUUUUUCCUAUAAGCCAUUCAUUUGUGCUGAUUAUGGGAAACAAUAAGCUGAGACAAGCCACUCUUUCUGUGUUGCCUUGUCUGAGGUGUCAGGGCAAAGAUAUGGACACCAUGGGUUCCUAA
This is a messenger RNA of Mastomys coucha (southern multimammate mouse), 1002 nucleotides long. Its product is annotated as taste receptor type 2 member 110-like. Gene Ontology annotation, biological process: sensory perception of taste; G protein-coupled receptor signaling pathway; detection of chemical stimulus involved in sensory perception of bitter taste. The record is from RefSeq and is a predicted model, not a curated record. Gene Ontology annotation, cellular component: membrane. Lineage: Eukaryota; Metazoa; Chordata; Mammalia; Rodentia; Muridae. The transcript has a single exon. Gene Ontology annotation, molecular function: G protein-coupled receptor activity; bitter taste receptor activity. Bases 1 to 1002 code for a protein of 333 amino acids.